ACGACGUCGCAAAAGGAAAUUUGAAUUUCAUUUCAGAGAAAAUAAAAAGUAAAACAAUUCAUAGAGGAGUUGUAUUAUUCCCUUGGAUUGGAAAUAUCUGCGGCCACAAUCUAUCUUAAGGACGAUUUGCUUGCUUCAGGUCAUACAGUAGCCACUAAAAAUGGGAAGUAAAGGCCGAAUUCCACCCCCUCAUCUGAGGCGUCCUCUACCUGGACCUGGCAUGGUACAUUCUGACCCAUUUGGUCCAGGAAUUCCUCCCCGUCCAGGUCCUUUUGCACAUUUUGAUAUGUUGCCACCUCCAGAAAUCAUAGAACAAAAGCUUGCUGCACAGCAUGUAGAGAUGCAGAGACUUGGUACAGAAAACCAGAGAAUUGCUGCUACCCAUGGGACAUUGAGACAGGAACUUGCUGCUGCACAGCAUGAGUUGCAGAUCUUGCAUGCUCAGAUAGGAGCUGUAACAUCUGAAAGAGAACAACAAAUGAGGAGCCUUACGGAUAAAAUAGCUAGGAUGGAAGCAGAACUGCAAGCAGCUGAGCCUGUUAAGGUAGAGUUGCAGCAGGCACACUCUGAAGCUCAGAAUUUGGUUUUAGCUAGGGAAGAACUUUUGUCCAAAGUGCAUCAAUUAAAUCAAGAUCUUCAGAGAGCCCAUGUAGAUGUGCAACAGAUACCAGCUCUGAUGGCAGAACUCGAGAGCCUCAGACAGGAAUAUCAGCAUUGCAGGGCUACAUUUGACUAUGAGAAAAAACUUUACAAUGAUCACCUUGAAUCACUUCAGGUGAUGGAGAAAAAUUAUAUGACCAUGACUAGGGAAGUGGAGAAGCUUAGAGCAGAGUUGAUGAAUGCUUCUAAUGUUGACAGAAGAACUGUUGGGCAAUAUGGUGGUGCCACAGGAAACAAUGAGAAUGAUGCUUCCGGACAUCCUGUGGGACAAAAUGCAUAUGAAGAUAGUUAUGGUAUUCACCAGAGACAUGGUGCUCUACCACCUGCUGCUACUGGUGCAAAUGCAGGUGCUGCUUCUGUUUACGGUGGAACUCAGUCUGGGUCUGGACCUGCAUCUAUGAGGUCCACCUACGAGAUGUCUAGAGGGCCUGCCUAUGAUUUGUCAAGAGUGAGUGGUUAUGAAUCACAAAGGGUGCCUGCUUACAAUGCACAGAAAGGACCUAGUUAUGACGGUCAAAGAACCCAUGUCUAUGAUGCACAAAGAGGAGCUGGCUAUGACACUCAAAGAGGACCCGUAAAUGAUCCAUCCCGGGGUGCAACCUAUGAUGCAGCAACUAGAAGUCUUGGCAUGCCACACGGACAAGCAGCACCCCUGAAUAAUGGACCUUAUGGAUCUGCAACACCUCCUGGUCGAUCUGGAAACGCGUACGAGCCACCCACGCGUGGUGGAAAUCCUGUUAGGAGGUGAGAAUUAUAUCACUCAACAUUUUUACAGGGAUAGUAGCUUGUAUGAGUCCGGUAAUGAUUUUCUUUUGUCUCUUGUCACUCUUAUAUUUGCAUGGAGCAAAGUUUGCUACUAUGAUAUUUUCGUCUCUGCUGGAUCCGAGUGCAAGAGUCCACCAUUCCCGUCUAUUAAAAGCUUUAACAGUCUUGUACGACAGUGAACUAGUUGUAUGAUCGCGGUUUUCAAUUUUCAUAAAUAAAAUCCGUAUGAUUCAACA
This is a messenger RNA of Gossypium raimondii (Peruvian cotton), 1661 nucleotides long. RefSeq names its product protein FLX-like 2. The record is from RefSeq and is a predicted model, not a curated record. The coding region runs from base 161 to 1408 and encodes 415 amino acids. Lineage: Eukaryota; Viridiplantae; Streptophyta; Magnoliopsida; Malvales; Malvaceae. The transcript has 5 exons.